CCCUGUAUAUGACUGUUUUUAAAAGAUAUAGGUUAUGUAACUUUUGAUUUUUGGUUUUGUUUAUGAAAAUUCGAAGUACCUACGCUUUGGGGGUCUUCUACCGUGUGAUUUGUCACCAGUGACCACAAAGAAUAGAUAUGAUCCAAAUCGAACUUGCAUACCUUCAAUUAUUCCUUAUCCCAUGACACUUAGUAAUUGUGAACGUGUGGUGUGCUGUCUGAUUUGGAUCGGAGGUGUCCUCUAUUCCAUUUACAAUGUCUUUCUUAUUAGGAAAGAAUUUACCUAUUUGGAAGAUACAUAUAACGAUUUUGCAGAGGGAUGGCUUCCACAAAUGCCAAAAAAAGAUGUGGCAGAUUUUGAAUGGGAGACCGUCAUGAAAGUUUUUAGAACAACGGCUCACUAUUUCAUCAUUCAUGUAGUGGUUUCAGAGUAUUUACGUUCUUAUUAUAUACAGCUUGUGCCUUACUGGCAGUCUUUAAUUUCCAUAAUCUUCCUACUGCAGACAGUCGGAUUGUUUGGGUUGCUAUCUAUUCUACUGCAAUCAGUUACAUUUAACUACAUAUCACUAGGAAAACGCAAAUUGGUGCCUUGGAUGACAACGGGACUAUGGAUGACAGUUGUAAUAUAUUUAAAGUCUGCCCAUUGUGCAGAAUACCUCGCUAAGUAUUUCCAUUUCACAGAAGUGCAGGGUUACAUUGUAAUGCUCUCAUUGUGUUGGAGUAAUUUACGUUGCUUAAGUUAUUGCCUCGAUGACGUUCAGGAAAAGUACAAAUUUGUGCACUUCUUGUCGUAUUGUUUGUAUUUACCUACAUUAUUUAUUGGGCCGUUUAUACAGUUCAAAGAUUUCAAUGAGAAUUUUUUCGGUCACCAAUCGACCUGCUUAAGAGAACGAUUUUGGCAACUAGUCGUGGACCUUUCGAGAUGUAUAUUUUGGAUAUUUAUCACUGAGAUGUCUUUGCAUUACUUUUAUAUUAACGCUCUGGCAUAUCAACCUGAGAUAUUGCAACGCAUGAGCAAUUGGGCUUUGUAUGGAUACGGGUAUUGUAUGGGACAAUUUUUUCAUUUGAAGUAUGUUGUUUUUUAUGGACUAAGCACUUCCAUCGCUAAAUUUGAUCACAUGAAAACGCCACCACUUCCUAAAUGUAUUGGCAGAAUACAUUUAUACUCGGACAUGUGGAAGUAUUUCGAUGCUGGACUGUAUAAAUUUUUAGUUACUUAUAUUUACUUACCAACACUUCGUACAUCACAACUUUACAAUAAAAUAUUCUCCAGCUUAUUAAGCUUUGGUUUUGUGUAUAUUUGGCAUGGAAUUGAAUAUAAUAUUUUAAUUUGGACGGUUAUUAAUUAUAUCGGCAUUUGUCUAGAAAAUAUAUGUAAUGAAUUGGUGAAAUUAGCACCCGAGGUACUAAAUAGUAGCUGGAGGCGUCGUGGAUUGUGCAUACUCUGCAGUCCACUGUUGGCAGCAUCGGCAGUUUCAAAUUUCUACUUCUUUGCUGGGAGUGAUGUGGGAAACAUCUUCACACAUAGAAUAUUUCAAAGUUCCUUGAUGGGCAAUGCUGCACUAAUUUUUUUCUUGUAUGGGUGCUGUCAAUUGUCACUAGAAGUUAAACAUUGUGAACAAAAUGUGUACGCAAAAAAGAAAAUUAGUUAAAUAAUGCGAAUAUUUUAAAAUUAAUUAAUUUAUUUAAUUUAUUCAUAUACUCAUUUUUGUGUGUAGGUGCAUUUAGAAAUGUUAGACAAGUUGUUAAUUUCAAAAUAUAUUUUUUUAUAGAUUAAUACACCCCACUAAUAUAUGACCAAUCAGCUU
Messenger RNA from Photinus pyralis (common eastern firefly), 1807 nucleotides. It is a transcript of the gene rasp, whose product is annotated as protein-cysteine N-palmitoyltransferase Rasp. Gene Ontology annotation, biological process: protein palmitoylation. Gene Ontology annotation, molecular function: palmitoyltransferase activity. Gene Ontology annotation, cellular component: endoplasmic reticulum. The coding region runs from base 182 to 1651 and encodes 489 amino acids. The transcript is spliced from 7 exons. The record is from RefSeq and is a predicted model, not a curated record. NCBI's taxonomy places the organism in Eukaryota, Metazoa, Arthropoda, Insecta, Coleoptera, Lampyridae.